UCUGAUCCAGGAAAAACACGACAAGUUUGAUGCUGUUUGUCUUUUCAUUUACAUCUGGACUUUCAGUAGUAAAUGGAUGAUCAGACUGAUAGCGUUAGCGUGCUAGCAUUUCAAAACUGAAACAUGCUACAAGUAGUUUAUCAGUUGUGAAACCGGCGACAUGUUGAUGGAAGCUUUUCUAAAUCUGUGGAAAGACUUUGAGGUUUUUAUGCGUCAAAGUGUCUGAUGUGAGUAAAGGAACCUGUUAAUUCUCAGUCCUCCAGGUCCUGGUUUACGUCCAAAAACUGCUUAAGAAGGCAACUAGACUUUUCAUCUGAGGAGAUUGUUCGGUUCUAAGACACUGGAGGAAGUUUGACACUGACUAGACGUGUUUGUGUAAACGAGCAGAAACUGGUGCAACUAAUGUCCAAAUAAACCUCAAACUUCCUCCAGUCUCUUAGAACUGAAGAAGCUGCUCUGAUGAAACGACUUCUCUAAAGAACUCUACAGGUCUAGUCGCCUUUUAAUAAAAACAUUGAAGACGACUCUGAUCCAGGAAAAACACACAAGUCUGAUGAUGGUUUGUCUUUUCAUCCUCUUCUUGGUUUUCAGUAGUAAAUGGAAGACAGGACUGCUAGCGUUAGCAUGCUAGCAUUUUAACAUUGAAGCAUGUUUCUGAAAAACCAACAUCUUCAUAUCUGUGGAAAGACUUAGAGCAGGGGUGUCAAACAUAAGGCCCAGGGGCCAAAGCCGGGCCCCCAGAGGGUCCAGUCAAUUAAAGAUAUCGGCUGAAAAUAUUCAAUAAAAUAAGAAAUUGCACCUUGAACCUCUUAGGACAUUUACAGCUGUUCAUUACAUGUACUUGUUCUUCUUUACACUAAAGUAAAGGGAAACAUUUGGAGUUGUUGUGUUUCUGGCCCCUUCAGAUCAGCUCGGGCUGAAUGUUUGACCCCCGGACUUAGAGGUUCACUUAGAGACGUUUCUUCUCAGAAUGAACUGCUUUUCUGUCUUUUCGUUGCUUCUCGUCCCGUGUUGUCGCCUGUCAGACGUGUCGGAGUCCAUCCUUCAGUCCAUGCAGCGGAGCCGGCGCCUCCUCUUCGUCCUCAGCCCAGACUUCCUGGCGGAGAAGAGCUUCAGCCUCCUGGAGUGUCGCCUGGGCCUGUACCUGCACCACGGCCGCCGGGCCUCCAUCGUGUGCGUCACGCUCCGCUCCGUCAGUAAACUUCCGUGCGUGGAGGUCGCUCAGCUGCGUCAGGCCGCCGCCAGCAGCGUCUCCUGGCGAGGAGGUCGGUCCGAACCGCGCCGGUCCCGGUUCUGGCUGAGGCUGAGGCUGGCGCUGCCGGUCCGGCCGCUGGCUCUGGGCCGGCGGCUGAUUGACAGCACGUCCUCUCACUCGGACCUGGCGGCCGCCGCGCUGCAGCGGGUCCACCACCAGAACCAGAACCAGAACCAGAACCGGAGCGACGCAGCCAAUCAGAGCCGGCGACACAGGAGGAUCAAUCAGAGCCGCAGAGGCAGAGUGGCCCCGCCCAGAGGGAGGGGCAGCGUGAAGAGGGCAGGGUCAUGCAAGAAGGAGGAGGAGCCUCAGCACAGCAGGCGCUGCUCGGGGUGCGCCGGGUUUAUGGGUCCGGUGGUGGACAGAGGGGCGGUGCUUACUGUGGGGGGAGGGGUUCAACAGUCAGACUCCGCCCACAAUGCUCAGCACACUCCAAGCCCCGCCCCCGUACCUGACCUGACCUCUGACCUGGACGCAGACUCCGCCCCCUCGACAUGUAAACGGGACGAUGCAGAGACACAACAGCAACCGCAGCAGGUGAUUGGUUCAAGAACUUCUGAAGAAAUUGUAAAGCAAAGAGAAAGCCCCGCCCCCUUUCAGGAGAAACACCAACAGAGCCUUUGAUCCAGACUUUUUAAAUGGACAAUGCUGAGUUCAAGUUACCAUCAAUUAACUUUAAAAUGUUGAAAUAUUAUUCAAUCAAUAAUAUUUACAAACAUUUUCAUUGGUUGGAGCAUGACGCUGUGAAAUGCCUUAUUUCAUGAACUCAAACUGACUCCACUGAAAACAUUAAAUUAAAUUAAAUUAAAUUAAAUUAAAUGAGUUUAAGAUCUUCAGGUUUGGUUCUGUUUGGUUUAACUGUCAAUGUCUUGAACGCAGCUUUCACGAUGAACCAAAAUAAAACCACUUUUCUGUUUUACUUUUAUUAUUUCUCUCUGGUUUUACUCUGAUCAUAAUUCUUCAUGUAAACAUCUCAAACGGCCAAUAAAUCAAACACAUUUAGAAACUUUAACGGCUGCAUUUAGUUUUCUGAAUGAAAUCAAACUAAUUUCUAAGUAAAUAAUUUACAUUUAAGUUGUGUUUGUUAUUUUUAGGUUUAUUAACGGUUUCAUGCUUAUACACAUGCAUUUGCUCUGGACACACUUUGAACUGAAUGAGACGGUGUCUCCAGACUUUUAACAUCUGCAUAGAAAUAAAAAUUCUAAACUAAACAUCUGGAUCUCUGCAACCAAAGUUACACGGAGACACAUGAGACAGAUGUAGGAAACUAGUCUGCAGGCUAAGCCUAUAAUUAAACCUGGGCUGAUGUUGUGAUGAGCUUUACUCCAGGUAUCGUUCACUCCUCCUCUUCCUCUUCUUUUAAAUCCAGACUUUGACAGAAUCAGUGAAUGUCCUCACACUGAGUCAAACAUCUGCUGCUUCCUUCGUCUUCUCUCUGAUGGAGACAUUGUCUGUGAGACCUGGACUGUUUGUCUUCUUUGCGGUUUGU
Mugil cephalus (flathead mullet) is the source of this 2744-nucleotide messenger RNA. RefSeq lists its product as uncharacterized. The transcript has a single exon. NCBI's taxonomy places the organism in Eukaryota, Metazoa, Chordata, Actinopteri, Mugiliformes, Mugilidae. The record is from RefSeq and is a predicted model, not a curated record. The coding region runs from base 971 to 1879 and encodes 302 amino acids. Gene Ontology annotation, biological process: signal transduction.